Messenger RNA from Mycena citricolor, 450 nucleotides. Lineage: Eukaryota; Fungi; Basidiomycota; Agaricomycetes; Agaricales; Mycenaceae. The record is from the annotation of a GenBank genome assembly.
UUGGAAAGGCGCGGUGUACAAGAUGAAGCAUAUCUGACGAUUGUUCCAACGGUGUGCAGCAAACGAGCUUGACGCAACUUACAGAGACAUAGAGCGAGAUAUUCUCCGCGUCGUUGGCCAUCAUGUUGUUGAUCUUGCCGGUAUCUGGAUUUCACGCAUGAGAUACAUUGAGGGUCUUUUCGUUUCAGGGCCUUGUCGUAGAUCGCGGCCAUGAGCUGCGAGCGGAUCCGAAGCACGGCCCGUCUGCAGAACCCUGCAGUGACUAUGGCUGGCUUGGGACUACAAACGUCGGCUCGAGACGUGAAAGCAGACAAGCGCGCUUACCUUGAGCAACGAGGCGAGGAACAUAGCUCCAGCAUAGACGUAUGCAGUGCCUCUGUCUUCUCUGCUCACAUCAGGUUGAUCCAGGAGAUCCAGGAGACGCCUGGCGGUGUGAGACUGAAGCUACAA